AUGGAAAACAAGUUACGUGUUAUUCGUGCCCAACAAAGGAUGCAGUGUGGUGUAAUGAUUUUAAUUCCUAAUGCUAGAUUAGGACUGAAAGGGUUUAAAAUAUGUCAUACAGUAAGGAUAAUUGAUCGCUUAGAUGGAGUUCGUUUGUUGUGGUCCCUGCUGAAAAAUCCUCACCCGGACGUGAAGGCGAGUGCAGCGUGGGCCCUGUGCCCGUGCAUCGAAAACGCUAAGGAUGCUGGAGAAAUGGUUCGUUCUUUUGUCGGUGGUUUGGAACUUGUUGUCAAUUUACUGAAAUCAGAUAACAAAGAAGUUUUGGCGAGCGUGUGUGCUGCUAUUACCAAUAUAGCAAAAGACCAAGAAAAUUUAGCUGUUAUUACAGAUCAUGGAGUCGUUCCUUUGUUAUCCAAACUGGCAAAUACAAAUAAUGAUAAAUUGAGGCGUCAUCUGGCUGAAGCUAUUUCACGUUGCUGUAUGUGGGGCAGAAACAGAGAGGCCUUCGGUGAGCACAAAGCAGUGGCUCCAUUAGUGCGUUACCUGAGAUCGACUGACACCAACGUGCAUCGAGCGACAGCUCAGGCCUUGUACCAUCUCUCAGAAGAUGUCGAUAACUGCAUCACCAUACAUGAGAAUGGCGCAGUAAAG
This is a messenger RNA of Galeopterus variegatus (Sunda flying lemur), 642 nucleotides long. Its product is annotated as armadillo repeat-containing protein 4-like. Gene Ontology annotation, molecular function: protein binding. Lineage: Eukaryota; Metazoa; Chordata; Mammalia; Dermoptera; Cynocephalidae. The transcript is spliced from 4 exons. The record is from RefSeq and is a predicted model, not a curated record. The annotation marks the transcript as partial.